This is a messenger RNA of Carcharodon carcharias (great white shark), 2185 nucleotides long. Its product is annotated as zinc finger protein 3-like. Gene Ontology annotation, molecular function: DNA-binding transcription factor activity; RNA polymerase II cis-regulatory region sequence-specific DNA binding. Lineage: Eukaryota; Metazoa; Chordata; Chondrichthyes; Lamniformes; Lamnidae. Gene Ontology annotation, biological process: regulation of transcription by RNA polymerase II. The record is from RefSeq and is a predicted model, not a curated record. The transcript has 2 exons. Bases 150 to 1019 code for a protein of 289 amino acids.
GGGCAUUGUGAUCUGAGCAUGUGCAGGCCAUGGCGACGGACGGUUUUUAGAAGGGUAGGAUUUCGAGUCCGGAAACUCAAACCAAGCAUCACAUCAGGAUCUGACAGUCACCCAAUUUAUCGUAACCUGAAUAUCAUCGGAUUUUGAACAUGGAAGGAGAAAGCACCAUUCACAGCAGUGAGAAACCGCACACGUGUCCUGUGUGUGGACGAGGCUUCAGCCGAUCAUCUGGCCUGUUGAAACACAAGUGCAGUCAUGCAGGGGAGAAACCAUGGAAAUGUGGAGACUGUGGGAAGGGAUUCAGAUCCCCUUCUGAGUUGGAUACUCAUCAACGCACUCACACUGGGGAGAAGCCAUUCAUCUGCUCCAUAUGUGGGAAGGGAUUCAUUUGGUCAGCAAACCUGCUGACACACCAGCGCGUUCACACUGGGGAGAGACCAUUCACCUGCUCUGAGUGUGGGAAGGGAUUCACUCAUUUAUCUUCCCUGCUGAGACACCAGCGAGUUCACACUGGAGAGAGGCCAUUCACCUGCUCUGCAUGUGGGAAAGGAUUCACUGACUCAUCCAACCUGCUGAAACAUCAGCGAGUUCACACAGGAGAGAGGCCAUUCACCUGCUCUGCAUGUGGGAUAGGAUUCACUGAUGCAUCCAACCUGUUGAGACACCAGCGAGUUCACACUGACAAGAGACCUUUUAAAUGCCCAGACUGUGGGAAGUGCUUUAAAAGUUCUGGGGAUCUGAUGUCCCAUCAGCGUGUUCACACUGAUGAGAGACCUUUUAAUUGUCCAGAAUGUGGGAAAUGCUACAAAAGGUUCUGGGAACUAAUGUUCCAUCAACGUGUUCACACUGACGAGAGACCGUUCAGGUGCUCUCACUGUGGGACUGGGUUCAGGCGAUCAUCUGAACUCACUGUACACCAGCGAGUUCACACUGGGGAAAGACCAUUCACCUGCUCCGAGUGUGGGAAGAGAUUCACUCGGUCAUCCAUCCUGAUGAGACACCAGCAAGUUCACAAGUAACUACAGUGAUUGGAUUUAGCUGUUAAUCACAUUCAGGACUGAACCAUGUUCUUUGGGGUCUGUUUCUGCUGAUAUUAGUAAACUCCAAACCAGUUGUAGGUUUUAGUAUUGUUGAAAUUUAAAAAAGAUUAGUUUUGUGUAAAGUACACAGUGAGGCGAAUCUUUUUAAUCUCUCUAACUCACCAAGUUCCUUUUGAAGGGCUGUCCCUCUCCUCUCUCUUCUCCAUACUCACCCCAACAAGUGUGAGGAGCUCAUGGAGCUUCCUUGUCACUAAGAUUGAGACAAUCCCAUCUGCUGACUCUGCUGCUUCCCUCCCUUCCACUGGUCCAUCGGGCAAAACUGUCUUUAAAGCUCCUCCUUGUCCAAGUCCUGAACUCGCAUCUUUCCCCAGUUUCUCUUCUAUCUCUCCCUCAUUCCCUUCAGUGCUCAUCUUAUCCAUGAGACCCACUUUCUGCUCUACUGACCCUAUUCCCACUAAGCUGCUGACAUUCAACUCUCGCUCUCUCCUGGUACUAUCCCUCUAUCUUUUAAUCCACCAUCAUCACCCAUUCUAUAAAAAAAAUCUUUAACCCCAUCUCCAAACUCCCUUUCCUUUCCAAUGUCCUUGUCCUUGGUGUCCCCCAAGGAUCUAUCCUUGGUCCCUCCUAUUUCUCAUCUACCCGCUGCCACUAUGUGACACCAUCCAAAAGCACUGUGUUAGUUUUCACAUGUACACUGUCAACGCCCAGCUCUACCUCACCACCAUCUCUCUCCAUUCCUCCACUGUUAUUAAAUUAUCAAACUGCUUAUCCCACAUCCAGUACUGAAAUGAGCAGAAUUUUCCUCCAGUUAACAAUUUGGAAGACCAAAGCCAUUGUCUUCAGUCACCACAAUAAAUUCUGUUCCCUAACUGCCAAGUCCAUCCCUCUCCCUGGGAACUGUCUGAGGCUGAACCACACUCUUCACAAUCUUGAUGUCAUAUUUGACCCCAAGAUGAGAUUCUGACCACAUACCCACACCAUCACGAAUACCAGAUAUUUCAAUCUCCAUAACGUCACUUGUCUCCCCCCCCACCCCAGCUCAUCUGCUGCUGAAACCCUCAAACAUGCCCAUGUUACCUUUAGACUUGACAAUUCCAAUACAUUCCUGACCAGCCUCAAUACAUUCACCCCACCCCCACAUGGAA